Messenger RNA from Parus major (Great Tit), 963 nucleotides. Its product is annotated as magnetosome-associated protein MamJ-like. Lineage: Eukaryota; Metazoa; Chordata; Aves; Passeriformes; Paridae. The record is from RefSeq and is a predicted model, not a curated record. The transcript has 2 exons. Bases 1 to 963 code for a protein of 320 amino acids.
AUGUCUCUGAACCAGAUGCAAAUCAAGCAGGAGCUGACGCUCCCCCCCGGGCUGGGUAAAACCACCCCAAAACCCAUCCCGGAGCCCCAAAAUCCCCAAAUCGCGGUGCCCGCCCCUUGCCCCGAGCCGCUCCCGGCGGUGGCGAAAUGCCAGGAAAAAGCGAUUCCAGCGGCGGGCGUGGAACCGGGAAAAGGGGAAAAUCCGGGGGCUGCGGUGCCGCAGUGCCCGCCCCAGGAGCAGCAGCAAGCAGAAUUCCCUCCGAAAUUCCCGCUGGAAGAGAAAUCCCGCCCGGAACCGACGCUGGAGAGGCAGGAGGCCAAGGAGAUCCCGGUUCCCUGCGCCCAGGAGAAGCAGCAGCGCCAGGAAAUCCCGGUGUCCAUCCCAGAAAAACAGGAAUGCAAGGAAAUCCCGGUGUCCAUCCCAGAAAAACAGGAAUGCAAGGAAAUCCCGGUGUCUAUCCCAGAAAAACAGGAAUGCAAGGAAAUCCCGGUGUCUAUCCCAGAAAAACAGGAAUGCAAGGAAAUCCCGGUGUCCAUCCCUGAUCCACACCCUGACCCUGUCCAGUGUUCCCAGGAGAAACAGCAGUGCCAGGAAAUCCCGGUGUCCAUCCCAGAAAAACAGGAAUGCAAGGAAAUCCCUGUGUCUAUCCCAGAAAAACAGGAAUGCAAGGAAAUCCCGGUGUCCAUCCCCGAUCCCGUCCCGUGUGCCCAGGAAAAUCAGGAGCGCCAGGAAAUCCCGGUGUCCAUCCCAGAAAAGCAGGAAUUCCAGGAGACCCCAGUCCCCAUCCCAGUUUCCUGCCCUGAACCCAUCCCGCCUUCCCAGGAAAAGCAGGAGUGCAAGGAAAUCCCGGUGUCCAUCCCAGAAAAGCAGGAAUUCCAGGAGACCCCAGAGCAGCGCUCCCUUCCCGAGAAAUUCCCUCCCCUGGAGCAGCAGCUGGAACAGCCCGGCCUCUGGCAGAAGUAG